GGGCUCCAGCCCGGCGUCAACAAGUUCUCGCUGCGGAUGUUCGGCUCGCAGAAGGCGGUGGAGCGGGAGCAGGAGCGCGUCAAGUCGGCGGGGGCCUGGAUCAUCCAUCCCUACAGCGACUUCAGAUUUUACUGGGACUUCACAAUGCUGCUCUUCAUGGUUGGCAACCUGAUCAUCAUUCCCGUGGGCAUCACCUUCUUCAAGGAGGAGACCACGGCCCCCUGGAUCGUGUUCAACGUGGUCUCCGACACCUUCUUCCUGAUGGACCUGGUGCUGAACUUCCGGACGGGGAUUGUCAUUGAGGACAACACAGAAAUCAUCCUGGACCCCGAGAAGAUCAAGAAGAAGUACCUCAAGACCUGGUUUGUGGUGGACUUUGUCUCCUCCAUCCCCGUGGACUACGUUUUCCUCAUUGUGGAGAAGGGCAUAGACUCGGAGGUCUAUAAGACAGCCCGCGCCCUCCGCAUCGUCCGGUUCACCAAGAUCCUCAGCCUCCUGCGGCUCCUGCGCCUCUCCCGCCUCAUCCGCUACAUCCACCAGUGGGAGGAGAUCUUCCACAUGACCUACGACCUGGCCAGCGCGGUGAUGAGGAUCAUCAACCUCAUUGGGAUGAUGCUGCUGCUCUGCCACUGGGAUGGCUGCCUCCAGUUCCUGGUGCCCAUGCUGCAGGAUUUCCCCCAGAACUGCUGGGUCUCCAUCAACGGGAUGGUGAACGACUCCUGGAGUGAGCUGUACUCCUUCGCCCUCUUCAAGUCCAUGAGCCACAUGCUGUGCAUCGGCUACGGGAAGCAGGCGCCCGAGAGCAUGACGGACAUCUGGCUGACCAUGCUGAGCAUGAUCGUGGGGGCCACCUGCUACGCCAUGUUCAUUGGCCACGCCACCGCCCUCAUCCAGUCGCUGGACUCCUCCCGGCGCCAGUACCAGGAGAAGUACAAGCAGGUGGAGCAGUACAUGUCCUUCCACAAGCUGCCCGCUGACUUCCGCCAGAAGAUCCACGACUACUACGAGCAUCGCUACCAGGGCAAGAUGUUCGAUGAGGACAGCAUCCUGGGGGAGCUCAACGAGCCCCUGCGUGAGGAAAUCGUGAACUUCAACUGCCGCAAGCUGGUGGCCUCCAUGCCGCUGUUUGCCAACGCCGACCCCAACUUCGUCACGGCCAUGCUCACCAAGCUGAAGUUUGAGGUGUUCCAGCCGGGUGACUACAUCAUCCGAGAGGGCACCAUCGGCAAGAAGAUGUACUUCAUCCAGCACGGGGUGGUCAGCAUCCUCACCAAGGGCAACAAGGAGAUGAAGCUCUCCGAUGGUUCCUACUUUGGGGAGAUCUGCUUGCUGACCCGUGGCCGGCGCACGGCCAGCGUCCGUGCAGACACCUACUGCCGCCUCUACUCACUCUCAGUGGACAACUUCAACGAGGUGCUGGAGGAGUACCCCAUGAUGAGACGGGCCUUUGAGACUGUGGCCAUCGACCGUCUCGACCGCAUCGGGAAGAAGAACUCAAUCCUGCUCCACAAAGUGCAGCACGACCUCAACUCAGGUGUCUUCAACAACCAGGAGAACGAGAUCAUCCAGGAGAUUGUCAAGUACGACCGGGAGAUGGUGCAGCAGGCGGAGCUGCAGCAGCACACGGCCAUGUACAGCCCCGUCCAGCCCCAGGUCACCUCUGCCAUCGCCACCCUCCAGCAAGCCGUCGCCAUGAGCUUCUGCCCGCAGAUGGCCAGCCCGCUGGUGGGCUCCAUGGCGCUGGGCUCGCCCCGCAUGAUGCGCCGCUUGCAGUACGCCCAGGCCGUGCCCAGCCCCUUCGCCGUGUCCCCCGUGCUGCUGCAGCAGACCCUCGCUGCCCCACGGGCUGGCGACCGGCAGCACCCAGAGCCCCCCGGCCUCCGCCCGCGAGUCCAGCACCUCCAUCGGAGGGGUCUGACCCUGUCGCCCGCUCCCCGCGGCGAAGCCCCGCUGCCCCCUUGGCCUCCCCGGCUGCCCAUAGAAGCCACAGCUGCAUCCUCGCCAUGA
This is a messenger RNA of Ficedula albicollis (Collared flycatcher), 2007 nucleotides long. It is a transcript of the gene HCN2, whose product is annotated as hyperpolarization activated cyclic nucleotide gated potassium channel 2. Gene Ontology annotation, biological process: potassium ion transport; transmembrane transport. Lineage: Eukaryota; Metazoa; Chordata; Aves; Passeriformes; Muscicapidae. The annotation marks the transcript as partial. The transcript has 10 exons. The record is from RefSeq and is a predicted model, not a curated record. Gene Ontology annotation, cellular component: membrane. Gene Ontology annotation, molecular function: voltage-gated potassium channel activity.